Physcomitrium patens is the source of this 1981-nucleotide messenger RNA. RefSeq names its product cyclin-D4-2. Lineage: Eukaryota; Viridiplantae; Streptophyta; Bryopsida; Funariales; Funariaceae. The record is from RefSeq and is a predicted model, not a curated record.
CGGUCUCCAGUUUAGGGGAGAGUGGCAGAGUUCAUCCUGAGCGACGCAGGGGGAGCGAUGGGCAGUGGAUUGUGUGCGUCUGCUCGACGACUGCAGUACAUUGCAGCGAUGGGCGCUCUGUGACUCCUACAGGAUGUCUCGUUGCCUCUAUUCUAUCCCGUCUGCCUCUAUUUCAAUACUCUACUUGUGAGAGCAUACUAUUCCUCCACUUCCAUCACUUCUCCCUCACUCUCUCCCUCUCUCUGCGCCUCUCCGUGUUUUUGCAACAGGUUUGCCGUCCAUCUAGUCGGCUUUUUGCUUCCCCGUCGGGUGUGGUCUUUCUGUUUCGUUUUGACAACCUUCUGCAACUUGGCACCACAGUGAAGGUUAUAGCCGUUUUGCCGGAGUGGGAGUGUCGCGGUGGAGUCUGAGUGGGGUGUGGGGGUGAAAAGUGAGAACUAAGAUUGGGCUCAGGUCGAGGCUAUGCUGCUAAAGAGGGCAAUUUUACUGUAAGCCUGGCUGUAUUUCAUGCAUGAAGUGGUCCGACGGUAGAAGGUUCUGGGGCCUCCAGCAGGAUGUCGCCCAGUGUUGAUUGUGUCGCGAGCUUGUACUGUGCGGAGGAUGUAAGUGCCGCUACGUGGGGCGAUGAAGAUAGUGGGAAAUGUGCAUACUUGGAGUCGGUGUCCGAGCUCCAACCUACUGUGUUUCUAGAUUUCUCUGUGGAAGACGAUGACGCCGUCUCGACACUGCUCCUGAAGGAGGCACAGUACAUGCCGGAGCCCGAUUACUCGGAGCGGUACCACAGUCGAGAGCUCAGCAAUGGAGCUCGUCUGGACGCUGUCCGAUGGAUUCAGAAGGUCCAGGCUUUCUACAAUUACAGUCCCUUGACUGUCGCCCUGGCCGUAAACUAUAUGGAUCGCUUCCUAUCUCGUCAUCACCUUCCGGAAGGGAAGGAUUGGAUGCUGCAGCUCUUGUCUGUGUCGUGUAUAUCUCUUGCUGCAAAGAUGGAAGAAUCAGAGGUUCCGAUUCUUCUGGACUUGCAGGUUGAGCAGCAGGAGCACAUCUUUGAAGCUCACACUAUCCAAAGAAUGGAGCUUCUCGUACUGUCCACCCUAGAAUGGCGGAUGAGCGUAGUGACACCGUUUUCCUACAUAGACUAUUUUUUCCAUAAGCUUGGUAUCAGCGAAUUACUGCUGCGAGCUCUCCUUUCCCGAGUUAGCGAAAUUAUUAUGAAAGCUAUUGAGGAUACAACCUUCCUCCAGUAUUUACCCUCCGUUGUUGCGGCGGCUUCGUUAAUAUUCUCACUAGAAGAAGUGACGGCUCUUCACACCGACGAUCUAAUUCGAAUCUUUAGCGACUUGUCCGUCGAUGUGGACGCGAUUAAGGACUGUUACCACGACAUGCAGGUAGCUGUGAUGGAUCCUUACUGCCAGGGUCCCUCUUUGAAGCGGAAGGCUCUGCGUGGAUCGGAACCGCAGAGCCCUAUUGGAGUACUAGAGGCGGCUGCUUUGAGCUCCGCCACUGAAGGUACCUUAGGAUUCUCGUCUCGCGAGUCUAGCCCGGGCAUCUGUGACUUGCCACCCUCAACCUUUCCUCAGCGCAAACGUCGGAAGUUGUCGCUUGAUGACGACACUUCGACAUUGUUAGAGAGAACCCACCUAUGAAGCCAGCUUAGAAGACAGCGGUCGUGUACCAACGGACCUGUGCGUCGGUUUCGACAGCUCUACUGUGUGAUGACCUCAUCAAGCUGCUUGCUGCGAGCGUAAGCAGUGUACCGUUGGAUUGCAUCUUCAUCUAUUCAUAAGGGUUUUGAUGAGAAGCUCAAAGCAAAACCCUAAUUUGGCGACAAGUACAAUACUAUAGCCAGUUAGUAUUUAUCACAAUCGUGUUUUCAGUGCGGUGAGUGGUCUAUUCCUACUCCCAUAUGUGAGCAUUCUUUAGCAGAUGUGUCAACCACAUCUGUUCCUACAUGAAAAUAAGAAAAAAAAUACAAAUUAUAGAA